Molecule: messenger RNA, 1162 nt
Organism: Heterobasidion irregulare TC 32-1
Lineage: Eukaryota; Fungi; Basidiomycota; Agaricomycetes; Russulales; Bondarzewiaceae
Exons: 12
Coding region: 53-1030 (325 amino acids)
Biological process (GO): pyridoxal 5'-phosphate biosynthetic process; pyridoxine biosynthetic process; amino acid metabolic process
Molecular function (GO): amine-lyase activity
Source: RefSeq, a predicted model, not a curated record
ACAGGAUUGUCCUCCAAAUUUAUAAACGCCAUUUUCGCUGUCUCGGAACACAAUGAGCACGCCUUCAAACACUCCUCCCAUCGGCGUCGGGGGCGCAGGCUCCGCCGUGGGCGCGCCGAUACGGUCUCAGACGAAAGAGGGGACUAAUAGCAACUUGGGCACGUUCGGUGUCAAAUCGGGUCUGGCGCAGAUGUUGAAGGGGGGCGUAAUUAUGGACGUCGUGAACCCGGAUCAGGCACGGAUAGCCGAGGAGGCAGGAGCAUGCGCCGUCAUGGCACUCGAACGCGUCCCCGCGGACAUUCGCCGCGAGGGAGGAGUUGCAAGAAUGAGUGACCCCCACAUGAUCAAGCAAAUUGUCGAUGCCGUGACCAUCCCCGUCAUGGCGAAAGUGCGGAUCGGCCAUUUCGUCGAAGCCCAGAUUCUACAGAGCAUUGGGAUUGAUUACAUCGAUGAAUCCGAGGUGCUGACCCCUGCGGACGAGGAGCACCACAUAAACAAACACUCGUUCAAGGUUCCGUUCGUCUGUGGGGCACGAGACCUCGGAGAGGCACUUAGGCGCAUCUCUGAGGGCGCUGCGUUCAUCCGCUCAAAGGGCGAAGCUGGCACGGGCAAUGUCGUUGAAGCCGUGCGGCACCAGCGCGCCAUUGCAAGUGCAAUCCGCCAGGUGAGCGUAAUGAGCGAGGAGGAACUGUACGUGUUCGCAAAGGAGAUCCAGGCGCCGUUCCAUCUGCUCAAGGAGACCGCGAGGCUCAAGCGCCUACCGGUGGUCAACUUCGCUGCGGGCGGUAUUGCCACACCUGCGGACGCUGCGUUGAUGAUGCAACUCGGCUGUGACGGAGUUUUUGUUGGUUCGGGAAUCUUCCAUUCUGGCGACCCCGCCAAGCGCGCGCGUGCGAUCGUACAAGCGGUGACACAUUACAACAAUCCAAAAAUUCUCGCCGAGAUAUCCGAAAACAUUGGUGCGCCCAUGGUGGGCCUUUCCAUUGAUGCCGACCUUCAGGGUGGUCGUAUGGCCAAACGCGGCUGGUAAAUUAUGGUUAUCAGAGAAUCAAAGACGAAAUGAGAAAGCCUUUAUAUGGAUUAUAAUUCUCGUAUUACCUGCUAGAAGUACCAGUUGAGUAUAUGUAUGAAAAGCUCUAUUGGACCGAACUUGUUGAGUGUC